GACCGCACAUGUUUACAGGCAGCAUUCCGCCGGUAGAGUCCCCGCUCGGUAUGAGGUGACGGCGGACUGGAUGCGGCAGUAGUUGGAACCGGAGCCGGUUAACGGUCAAAUUUCAGUCUUUUGUAACACAUACGGCGAGGUGUCGGGGUACAGAGCCGUGUGGGGCGGAAAAAUUCGACGUGCUGGCUCCCGUGCUUCUAUGCUCAAGCUGUUUGCCUUGUAUUAGCCACCAUUUUUACUUAAUCGUGUACCAGUGUCGUCUCGGCUCACGACUACGGCGAUUAGUCCGCGUUUUCCCGCCGCCCCCUCAGCUCGCAGGGAGCAGAGAGGAAAACAAACAGGUCGAACGGAGGAAGAUUGGUAGCCGGUUGGAUGUAGAGGUUGUUUAGCGGCGAAUGAAUCGUAGUCGUCGGCUACUAAUUCAGAGCUGGUCGGUUUCUUGUUUCUUUUUUUACGGGGUGCUUGUGCGCGGUGCAUUCCGGACGCUGUUUGGAGUUUCCCCCUCCUCCGAGUAUGUUGCCCCUUUCUAACAUUUUGUCAGGGCUGUUGGAGCGCGUAGUCUACCCGCUGCAGUUUUGUAUUUUUCACGACGCUGUUUACCGGCUAUAAUUCGACGGUUAAUGAUUUAAUUUUACCGGCUCGCCGGCUUUGAAUACAGUGAAACAGUUUUUAGAGAUGCACACGAGGCGCCUGGUGAAGCGCUCGGUCCUCGGCAGCCGCGUUUAUGCGCCGAGUCCGACGGGGGACGGUGCCCCGGUGACAGGAGUGGUCCAGGCUGUCAAGCAGGAAAACAGAGACUUGUCGGUCGCGGGAGCCCGGCGAAGCGUCUACACCGUGCUCAUGCAAGACGGGAGCCUCAAGGAGUUCUCCGAGGAGGAGAUAGCCUCGGGCUUCAACCACACCGCAGCCAAAGGACCACUCAAGUCCAGCCUGAAGCAGAGCUCCAGUAACGGAGCUCCAGAUGGCCAGAAGGUGGAGGGCGGCUGUCUGAGCCCAGAGCCAGCGGAGGAGCAGCGUUCAACGGACGGAAAACGUGUUAGCCGGGACUCUGACACCCGAUCGGUGUCCCUGCUGGAGCAGAAACGCAAAGUAGUCUCCUCCAGCAUUGACGUCCCCCACGCCAGGCGGUCGGAGGAGGAAGUGGAUAUGGACAAAGUGACGGCCGCUAUGGUGCUGACGAGCCUCUCUACCAGCCCGCUGGUGAGGAGCCCACCUGUGAGAGUCAGUGAGGGUCUGAGUGGAUCGUGGAAAGACAACGGCUCGGCCGGACCCUUCACCCCAUCGAGCAACAGCUCCUCGGGGGGCUACUGGAGCUGGUCUGCUCCGAGCGAUCAGUCCAACCCUUCCACACCAUCCCCACCGCUCUCUGCAGACAGCUUCAAGCCCUUCCGUGUACCCAGCCUGGGAGGGGUGGGGCCUGGCCCCGCAGGACCUGAAGACCCCAUUCUGGAUGAGCAGGACGGGAGCAGCCUGCUCUUUGAUGAGCCCAUCCCUCGCAAGCGCAAGAACUCCAUGAAGGUGAUGUUCAAGUGCCUGUGGAAGAACUGUGGCAAGGUGCUGAGUACUGCCGCUGGCAUUCAGAGACACAUCCGCACCAUCCACCUGGGUCGUAACUGUGACUCAGACCUCAGCGACGGUGAGGAGGACUUCUACUACACGGAGAUUAAGCUGAACACGGACUCGGUGGCCGACGGGCUGAGCAGCCUGUCCCCAGCUUCGCCCUCUGUCUUGUCUCCCCCGCCUCCUCCCCCGUCUCCUCUCCCCUCGGUCAGCCAGCUGCCAGACUCCCAUAAACCGACUCAGUCCUCUGACACCAAGGAGCCCCACGCCGGCGGCACCACGCCGCUCAGCCGCUCUGCACCCAGCGCUCUCUACCUCAUCCACACGGACCAUGCCUACCAGGCCACGGCUCCAGUGUCCAUCCCGUCCAGCAGCAGCAACAACUCGGCCGGCUCGGCGUCCACUAGCUUCACUCCCACCAACAGCUCCAGUUUCAGCAUCUCUUGGCAGUCGCCACCCGUCACUUUCACCGGGACCACGGUGUCUCCCAGUAAAAGCCAAGGAUUCGGUGACCAACGUUCCCAGACCAUUGCAGUGCUUUCGUCCCCUCCCAGAGCCACCGCUGCCCUCAGUCGGAAGGUGCGUGGCGAGGGGAAGAAGUGCCGUAAGGUGUACGGGAUGGAGAACCGCGACAUGUGGUGCACCGCGUGCCGCUGGAAGAAGGCCUGCCAGAGAUUCACUGACUGAUCGUCCCCUGCAGCUCGCCACACAAACAAGCCAUGCAGUUUUCCAGCUGAGGAAAACAAGGGGGAAAGGGGGGGGCGUCAUCCUGCAUGCAUUCGGUUUUCUUCAGAUCAACAUCGCAACUGUCUGUCAAGCUAUGGCCCCGCCCUCGUUCUCCGGCUCCGUCCCACACCCCACCCAACCUCAUCAGCUCCACUGAACCAUUCCAGCUGUGGAAGCAACCGCAGGACGGCAGAGUCACCUUUCACAUCGCCGUCCGGGAUUCCCAGCGUGGGCUCGCCAUUCCCUUCUUUCCCAGUUUUUGGGAAAACCUCGGUGCAGCUAAACAGUGUAAAGAAAAAAAAAGAUUUCUGCAGUUUUUUUUGUUUUCUUUUUUCUAUGUUGGGUUCAGUGUUGCAUCUUUCUAUGUUUUGUACAGCUCUGGUUUUUAAAUGAAAGUCUUGUCAAAGAAGGGGGUCGAGAAAAAGGCCAAAUGAUUUUUUUUUUUUUUAAGUGUGUGUUUUCUCAAAAGAUUAGAGUAAAAAACACUUUUAUAUCCAAAAGAAGAAGGGAACUCUCUGAAGUCCGUUUGAAGAAAGCUAUGAAAAAGCACGUGGAGGUAAAGCUCGCAGUUUUUGUUCUUCCUUCGACUUGUUCGUCCCUUUGUAUCCAAUUCUGGACUUUGAGGUGAUCUUUUACCCCGGUUCCUCACGCCUCCCGGACAGCCCCGAGGGAAUGCAUGCGUGGCAUAGCCGGGAAGAGGUGGUGGACGGUCGGAAAGGAGGAGGAAGAGACACACACACGUACACAAACACACACGAGAUGAAUGACCAAUGCAAAAAAAAAAAAGAACAAAUAAAGCAGAAGAUCCAACUUCCAGUCAGGGAAAGCAGAUGGACCAUACGAGUGAUCUACACACAAACACGGUUUCUUCUCACACAAUCAAAAGCAGAUCACGUCGACUUGUAUUCGUUGUUUCUUUGCUUUACCAGGGAUGUGAUUCUGAAGAGAGCAAAACAAACCAGCAGCUUAAAGUGUAUGCAGCACUAUCUCAACAGCUUCUAUCUUUCAUGACAACUUUGCAACCAAAAACUCCAAAAACUUUAUCCUGUCCUUCACGUUUUGUUUUGGGUUUUUUUUGGUUAAGGUGCCAUGUUUAGUGUAGUCGGUGUCAUUUAUUUCUUUUUCUUUUUUUUGGUGAAACUAAGACUGUUUACCUACCUGCUACUACAAUGUGUGUUAAAGACCCUCCUCAUAGCACUGGAAGUCAGCAGCAUGCGACGCCAUUAAACGUUCAAAGCAAUCGUCCUCCUGCACCAACUUUUACUCCAACAAAUUAAGUUUGUUUACAUCCGCCACAAAGGCGCCUCCUGAUGACCUGAUAUCCAAAAGAAGGGCGGGUUGAAAACCCAAAGUGAGAUACUUUUUGUGUAACACAGUUCCUUUGUGGUCCCUCUUAAAAGCUGGAAGUGUUUCCGCGUCAUCUCCUGACUGGACGUUACAGAAAGAGUAAUAAUAUUUGUCCGCCCGCCUGAGGCUGCUCCCCCUUAAAUUCUCUGCAGCAAGCUUUUGUUUUCAUUUUUGGGAGAGCAAAGCGGCACCUAAUUAAGUCACUCCUUUGGCGUUUAACUUAAUUCACUCGGAACGCAAAGCUUUGGCUCACAAGAGUCUGUGUGAUUGGCUACUGAGGUGAAAGGAGGUUGAAAAGCCUCCUUUCUUCCGCCUCAGAGCCAGGAAGUAGAAUCACGAGGCCCGAGCGUUUACAAACGCAGACCAACUCUUUCCAUCUGCUUUCUAAGAUCGUCCUGAAAGCCUCGACCUUUUUUGGGAGGGUUUCUGUCAAACACACUCUCUCACACGCACACCCGCGCACAAACAGGCUUCAUCAGAGUUUCUAAAAACCAACACCAGCUGAUAAACUCACACACGCUCGUCCAGUUUAAGCGCCUGAAAGUCGUGGCGCUCUCUUACGUUUGAUCAGCUGUUUCUAGUUUGUUCCUGUAUUCUGUAUAUAUUUGUUUUCCUUUUACGCUCCUUUUUUGUUUUAAUGACCGCCGACCUCUGUCAUCACAAAUGCCACCUUAUGAACGAGCCGUGCUGUAGGCGCAGCCUUCAAGUCACUCUUUGAAAGGCCAUUGUGCUUGUUACAGUGAGGUUUUGUGAACAUGUUAUUGUUUAAGUCAAAUCUAUUGUCUGGAAAGAAACAGUUGCAUUCAAAGCUGAAAAAAUGAAACUAAUUAGUUUUUUUAAUUUUCAUACAUAUGAAUAUACACAUCCAUAUAUAUAUAUAUAUAUGUAUAUGAAGUGUUUAUAAUUUUUGUUUUCAUGUUCUGCUGAGGGAGACUCUUAUGUGGUGUCAUCGGCUUCAUAAACUAAGCUCAUUAGGCUCUUUUGAGUGCGUGUGACCCUCACGUUCCCGCCUGGAGCUCCUUCACCUUAACGCUCUCCACUGCCGGCGCUGGGUCAAAAACUGCAGUUGAUUAAAACCUUUAUCAUAUUUCCAAUUCUGCCACUCCGCCACCCCCAUCGUUCCCCGCCCGUGUCACGCAGGCCCGCCUGCAAUUAGUUUGAUUGACACCUCAGUGUGUUUGCGCUCGCUGGCUCUUGUGUGUGAACUCUGAAGGAGCCCCGGGCAAAGCGCGUGUGUGUGUGUGUGGGGGGGGGGAGGCUGCUGCUGAAGCUCGGUGCUCCUGCACUCCCCUGAAGCGUCUAACGGCCCGUGGCGUUUCUCUGUCUCGUCCACUCCUGAUUUGCCCGCACUGGGGUUUAAGGAUGUUUUAGUUGAGGCUGAAUGGGGCUUCUCCGUCUCAGCAUCUGGAUCGUUUUCCUCCACUGAUGUUUAAAAUAUAUUUAUAUAUAUUUGGCAGCCAAUCAGAUUCAGUCAGGGUCCUGUCCAGAAACGAGUCCCUUCAGUUCAUUCAGAGCACUGGAUAAUUACAGUGGCAGCAUUUCCAGGCAGCUAGUUUUUCCUCUCUCUGCGUUGUCGAGCCGAUCUCACGGUUGACAAUAAGAUUUGGCCAAAAUAAGCUCAUCUCACUCCCUCGCUUAGAGGUGAUCCAAAAAAAUUACCUCAAAGAUAUAUUUGCUGCCAUAUUUCUGAAACCCGUCCAUGUCCUCUUGGAUCGUGGGGAAGCUCGAUGGGAUUUGUUUUGUGGACCGUGGCCCGAUCUGAGAACAUCUCGAUGGCCCAAAGAUGGCCUCGUCGUGACGGUGCUUUCAGAGACACUCUGCCAGGGUUUGUCUUUGCAUGCUGUACGUCCUGGUGCCCUCGGUGGAGGGAGAAACAGAGGUGCUAAACACUCAACGCAGUGCUGUUUCUCCAUUAACGCCAUUUUGUAAACAUUGUUUUGCUGUAGAACAUGAAAAUAAAAUAAAAAACCCACCCAAAAAACAAACAAACA
Molecule: messenger RNA, 5624 nt
Organism: Neolamprologus brichardi
Lineage: Eukaryota; Metazoa; Chordata; Actinopteri; Cichliformes; Cichlidae
Gene: znf704
Product: zinc finger protein 704
Biological process (GO): regulation of transcription by RNA polymerase II
Cellular component (GO): nucleus
Molecular function (GO): RNA polymerase II cis-regulatory region sequence-specific DNA binding; DNA-binding transcription factor activity
Source: RefSeq, a predicted model, not a curated record